AGACUGUUUAUUAUUCAGUUGGCCAGAAUUAAGUCUGUUUUGGAUAACUGUAAGACUAAUAUGACAAGGUUGUAGAACUCUGUUGACUUUACCAUUGACAACCUUAUGGCAGUUAGAGCAGCUGCUCUGAGAAAGAGUGCAAGCAGCAUUUGCCGUAGAAGACCAGUCCCCAUUAUUCAAGAUGUCCUGAGCCCUAGGGGAGCGUCAAAGGACUUUUGGCUUCCUGAUUAUAGCCUUCUCCAGCAGUGCUUUAACAGAGUCAAACUUUCCAGAAAUGGAUGAAGGCCAUUAAAAAAUUACAACGGCUAUCUCUGAAGUAAGGAGGCAGCAGGAGGCGAUAGUAGCUGGAAUAUAGUCUGGGGAACCAUUAGUUAAAUUUGUUCUCAGUUUCACCCUAGAUGUACCCACAUUUGUGAAGUCCUUCUGUGAUGGUAUUAAGGUUUCAUCAAUAAAUGAGGGUAUAGGCAGUGUAAUCACAUUUUCCAAGGAGGGCUUUGAUUGAAGAUGAAGAGAAUUUCUUCCUCUUAAAGGUUCGACUCCCAGAUUGGAUACUGAAGAUUCAGUAGAGGAGUGGGGAACCAGAAAGCAACCAACAUUACUGACUAACAAAGAGAUUAAGCAGGCUAUUGAUUUCCUGAAGCAAACUGAACUGAGAGCAACAGGACUGCAACUCGGAGAAAGAAGCACCAUGAGCACUGCAGGCAAAGUCAUUAAAUGCAAAGCUGCUGUUGCCUGGGAGAUUAAGAAGCCCCCGAGCAUUGAACAAAUUGAAGUUGCUCCACCAAAGGCCCAUGAAGUUCGCAUUAAGAUUUUGGCUGUUGGGAUCUGUCGCUCAGAUGACCAUGUGCUCACUGGUGCACUUGCUGCACCUUUUCCAUUGGUUAUGGGCCAUGAAUCAGCUGGCGUCGUGGAGAGCAUUGGAGAGGGAGUUACUUCUGUGAAACCAGGAGACAAGGUAAUCCCACUCUUUAUUCCACAAUGUGGAAAAUGCCGCACUUGCCGAAGUGCCAGGGGCAACCUGUGCACUGAAAAUUUCCUUGGCAGAAAUAGUGGAUUAAUGUGUGAUGGCACCACCAGAUUUACUUGCAAAGGAAAAAGCCUUCACCAUUUCAUGGGCGUCAGCAGUUUCAGUGAAUACACCGUUGUGCAUGAGAAUGCAGUGGCCAAAAUUGAUGAUGAUGCCCCUUUGGAAAAAGUGUGCCUGAUUGGCUGUGGAUUUUCCACUGGUUAUGGAGCCGCUGUUCAAACAGCUCAGGUGGAACCUGGAUCUACCUGUGCUGUCUUUGGCUUGGGAGGAGUGGGUCUCUCCACAGUCAUGGGCUGCAAGGCUGCAGGAGCUUCCCGGAUCAUUGCGGUUGACAUCAACAAAAGCAAAUUUCCCAAAGCUAAAGAGAUGGGAGCCACUGAGUGUGUCAACCCUCUGGAUUUCAAGAAGCCCAUCAAUGAAGUGUUGUUUGACAUGACUGGUGGUGAAGGUGUCGACUACUCAUUUGAAGUGAUUGGGCGCAUAGAUACAAUGACUGCUGCCCUGGCUUCCUGCCACAACAAUAUUGGAACCAGCGUGAUUGUGGGAGCGCCUCCUCCAGAUUCUCAGUUCAACUUAGACCCAAUGCUGCUUUUCACAGGCCGCACCUGGAAAGGAUCUGUGUUUGGCGGCUGGAAGACCAGAGAUUAUAUCCCCAAACUGGUUUCUGAUUUCAUGGGGAAGAAAUUCAUGCUGGAUCCAUUAAUUACUCACACACUACCUUUUGACAACAUUAAUGAAGGAUUUGAACUGCUCCGGACAGGAAAGAGCAUCCGCACUGUCUUGACAUUUUAAGAUCUUCAAGCAUCAGGGGAAACGACAGAAUGACCAUCAGCAGCUGAAGCUCCUUCUCUAGAAUAUUGAUACUCAACCUUGUAUGCUGUGUUUGGUUCCUCCAGUUCUCUCCCCAUAUUGCUCAGUGAACCAAAUGAAUGCUGAAAACCCCUGAAGCCAAUUAUUUUAUAAAGAAUAGGCUGAUUUGGAUGAGAUUGGCCCACCUGUGCGAAUGUGGCACAAAUAUGCAUGUAUUUCCCUCUGGUAUGUCAUUCCUUAAUCAUGUAUAGGAACUAUUUGUAUGGAUCACCUACAUGGAAGUACUACAUGGACUAUGAAACAGUAUUUGGAGCAUGUGUAGAGGAGUGGUUCAGACACACCACACACCCCACUUGAUUAAAGAACAGUGCUGGGGGAAGGGGUGCUAUGUGCAUGUUCAUGGCACACUCACUUCUUAAUCAUGUUCAUGGGCCUGUGGGGUGAAGUGUCUUCUGAACUGGCCUGCUAAUGAAGAUUAAUAUGAAGUGCAGUCUUAUGGCUUCAUAACAAUGUGCCCCAGGGCUGCUGCAGACUCAGAACAUAGCCCUUAAUGCUGCCUGCACAUUCUGCCAUUUCCCCAGUGAAUGUUUGCGAAUGGAGAACAUAAGAAAAAGCCCUGCUGGAUCAGGCCCAAGGCCCAUCUAGUCCAGCAACCUGUUUCACACAGUGGCCCACCAUAUGCUGCUGGAAGCCACAGGCAGGAGUUGAGGGCGUGCCCUCUCUCCUGCCAUUACUCCCUUGCAACUGGUUCUCAGAGCCAUCCUGCCCCUGAGGCUGGAGGUGGUCUUCAGCCCUCCGACUAGUAGCCAUUGAUGGACCUCUCCUCUAUGAAGUUAUCCAAACCCCUCUCAAAGCCAUCCAGGUUGUUGGCUGUCACCAUGUCCUGUGGCAGAGAGUUCCACAAGUGGAUCACACGUUGUGUGAAAAAGUGCUUCCGUUUGUUGGUCCUAGACCUCCUGGCAAUCAAUUUCAUGGAGUGACCCCUGGUUCUAGUGUUGUGUGAGAGGGAAAAGAAUUUUUCUCUCUCCAAUUUCUCCAAACCAUGCAUGAUUUUAUAGACCUCUAUCAGGUCUCCCCGCAGUUGUCUUUUUUCUAAACUAAAAAGCCCCAGGUGUUGUAAUCUUGCCUCAUAAGAAAGGUGCUCCAGGCCCCUGAUCAUCUUGGUUGCCCUCUUCUGCACCUUCUCCAGUUCAACAAUGUCCUUUUUAAGAUGUGGUGACCAGAAUUGUAUGCAGUACUCCAAGUGUGGUCGCACCAUAGUUUUGUAUAAGGGCAUUAUAAUAUUAGCUGUUUUAUUUUCAAUCCCCUUCCUAAUAAUCCCUAGCAUUGAAUUUGCCUUGCAUUGAAUAUUUGGAGGAGAUGGCGAAAGCCCUUCUUGCACUACUGCCCAUUCUUAGGGUUUGCUUCCAAGUCUGCCACAGCCGUGGGGCGUAGCAUUACAAAUGCUGCACAUCAUUUCAGCAUCUGUUGAUGGAGGAAGUUGAUGGAUCCAUUGAUGGAGGAAGGCCAAAUCCAGCUACAGAUAUACCCUCUUUUUGUACUUCAAAAAUAUUUCCUACACAGUGAUAUCUCUCUCCUUCCCAAUAAAGAAACAAGAGUUUCUUAAAACACAAUUCUCAAAUGUUGGUAUAACUCUGAAUUUCUUGGGGUUUUUGUUUUUGUUUUUUUUAGAACAGUCAUUUGUUUCUAUUUGCAUUCCAAGUCCAAAGAAUGACAUCUAAUAAGUAAUAAUUAUAUAAUAUUGGUUUGGCUUGGCCUUUCAGGGUUUUUAAUUUCUUGUAAAUGUUUUUAACUUGCUGUAACUUGGUUUUCCAGGGUUUUUAAAUCGUUCUGAACAUUUAACUGUUAAUUGUUUUAUGGUGUUUUAUGGUCUCUGUUUUUAAUUGUUCAUUGAUUUUGUUUUGUUUUAAUGUAAAUCGCCAUGAGCCAGUUUUGGAAGGGUGGUAUAGAAAUUGAAUUAAUAAAUAAUGAGCUGCUAAAA
This is a messenger RNA of Hemicordylus capensis (graceful crag lizard), 3818 nucleotides long. Its product is annotated as alcohol dehydrogenase 1A-like. The coding region runs from base 689 to 1819 and encodes 376 amino acids. The transcript is spliced from 10 exons. Gene Ontology annotation, biological process: retinoic acid metabolic process; retinol metabolic process. Gene Ontology annotation, cellular component: cytosol. The record is from RefSeq and is a predicted model, not a curated record. Gene Ontology annotation, molecular function: zinc ion binding; all-trans-retinol dehydrogenase (NAD+) activity. NCBI's taxonomy places the organism in Eukaryota, Metazoa, Chordata, Lepidosauria, Squamata, Cordylidae.